UUCAGCUCUCUCGGUGGGCGGGCUACGCGACGCGGAGGUUGGCGGGCUGCGAGUGGGGCGAUGUGGCGGGGUGGUCGCCUAGGACGUGGGGCGGCGCUGGGGCUGUUGCUAGCUGUCCACGGGGUGGCGGCGUUCGAGCCCAUCAGCGUGGGCAUCGCCAUCGGGGCCGCGUCGGCGCUCACCGGCUACCUGUCCUACACGGACCUGUACUGCCGCUUCGCCGAGUGCUGCCGCGAGGAGCAGCGGCUCAACGCGUCGGCCCUCAAGCUGGAAUUAGAGGAGAAGCUGUUCGGGCAGCAUCUGGCCACAGAGGUGAUUCUCAAGGCGCUGACUGGCUUCAAGAACAACAAAAAUCCCAAGAAACCGCUGACUCUUUCCUUACAUGGCUGGGCUGGCACGGGCAAGAAUUUUGUCAGCCAAAUUGUGGCUGAAAAUCUUCACUCAAAAGGCCUGAAGAGUAACUUUGUCCACCUGUUUGUCUCGACUCUGCACUUCCCUCACGAGCAGCAGAUAAAACUGUACCAGGACCAGUUACAAGGAUGGAUUCGGGGUAACGUGAGUGCGUGUGCGAGCUCUGUGUUCAUAUUUGACGAGAUGGACAAAUUGCAUCCCGGGGUCAUCGAUGCAAUCAAGCCAUUUCUAGACUACUACGAGGAGGUCGAUGGCGUGUCUUACCGGAAGGCCAUCUUCAUCUUUCUCAGCAAUGCUGGCGGGGACCUCAUAACUAAGAUUGCCCUUGACUUUUGGCGGGCGGGAAGAAAGAGGGAAGACAUUCAGCUGAAGGAUCUCGAACCCGUGCUUUCUGUCGGAGUCUUCAACAAUAAACACAGUGGCCUGUGGCACAGCGGACUGAUAGACAGAAACCUCAUCGAUUACUUUAUCCCCUUCCUCCCCCUGGAGUACAGACAUGUGAAGAUGUGUGUGCGGGCAGAGAUGAGGGCCCGCGGCUCUGCCAUCGAUGAGGACAUUGUCACCAGAGUAGCAGAGGAAAUGACUUUUUUCCCCAAAAGCGAGAAAAUCUACUCAGACAAGGGCUGCAAGACUGUGCAGUCACGGUUGGAUUUUCACUGACCUCUUACUCAAGUGGGGUGAGAGGCCGCUGCGAGCUCAGCAAGCGAGGGUCUUGCCUUCCGGAAGCACUUUGAAUCCCUCUUUGGGGUUUGCACUUUGCACCUGUGGACUUUCGGGAUGUAGAAGUUUCUAAGAGUUGAGUUUUGAACAGACACCCAUCUGUUGAGUGCCGUUGUCAUUUUGGACCUGAUAGCAAUCCAUCUGUUACCUGCGGUGGAAGAUGAACUUUUAACCACCCCCCCCAACUUGCUGACCUUGACAGAAGUGCCUUGCAGACAGCUGUGUGAGUGAGAUCCACAGCACCCACACCUCAGAAACUCCUGCUCUAACUCAGGGAGUUCAAGGGCCCUGCCGCAACCUGGGGAGCAUUUGGUUUGCACCUGCUGAAAACCUGUUUCUUUGCACAGAGAGUGUUCACUGGCUUCAAGAAUUUUCAGUUGAAAUCAGUGGCACUCUCAGGCACAGAGAAUGUCCGGUGGAGAGGUGGCCUGCACACGGAACAUUCUCAACCAGGUGACCUCUCUGCCUGUGGUGUGGGGUCUCCAUCCGAGGCCACUGCAGCAGACCAGGACCGACGGCCUCACAGUUUGUCCGUUGCUUUGGCUGGUCCUGUAAUUCCUUGGCCGUCUCUCAGUUGGUAUCGAUCUCAGCCUGCCUUGUACCACUUCUGCUCCUGAACUUCAGUCACCGCUAGAUUUGCCCCCAAUCACACAUCAUCAUGAGAGUCAAAUCAGAAUGAGGCCGUUGGUUUUGGAAUUUGAGCCCUUGUUUCCCACGGUGAAGUGUCUGUUAAAAUUUAUGCAUGAAUCAGUCUCUCACUUUAUUCCAGAGAAUCAUUUAAAAGCCAUAGGACAUGCUUAAGUCUCCAUGGACGCCACAUGCCAGAGUGGCCAGCUAGCAGAGUCUGCACUGCCAAAGAAGUGUAAGUAUUGGACACAGAAAUGCUAGAAUUUUCAAGGAUAUGUAUGUUUUUUAUGAUGUUUUUACUUGUGAAUCUUAGAUAAUAGAAAAAUAUAGGACAUGGCUUAUUUUAAAACCUGGGAAGGACACCAAAAAAUGGAAUAACUGCCUAUCCCUUUAUCACAAAUCUUAACAAAAACAGUAUGCAUUUUUAUUGUUCAGUCCGUGGCAAUAGCUGGUCACAGUUGUAGGUCAAACAAGGUCAGUGUGAAGCGGCUGGUCCCAGGUGUCCUCUGAUGAUGAGCACCCUCUAUGGCAGUGCCAGGCUGGACCGCCCUGGUCACUGGGAAGGAAGAUGGAUUCCAGCCCGUGUGAAUUGGUGUGUGUGUCACAGUGGCGACAUGACCACAGACACUUUAGAAGAACAGCUUGCAGUGUGUUCAUAUGGAAGAUGUAGAAGGAACAGCCUUAUGACAUAGGAGUGCCUUACAGAGGGUCACCUUUAGUCUUUUAAAAAUGCCAAGUUAAGGGGUGCUUGGGUGGCUCAGUGGGUUAAGCGUCUGCCUUCGGCUCAGGUCAUGAUCUCAGGGUCCUGGGAUCGAGUCCCGCAUUGCGCUCACCCUGCUUUGCAGGGAGCCUGCUUCUCCUCUCUCUCCUUGCUGCUUCCCCUACUUGUGCUCUCUCUCUCUCUCUCGAUUUUUGAUUUAAAAAAAAAAAAAAUGCCAAGUUAAGGCUUUAAAAUUUUUGGUACAUGUUCUCACAUUGGAGCCGAGUUAAAUUCUUUCAUAACCCCGUGUCUGGUCAGGGAGAGACAAGAUUUUCCCUGUUCACAGGGACGCCAAUUCACUCACCACGUGUGGGCCACCUUUGGACUUGUAACCUGAAGAGGCCACGGCUGACCACAGCCCAGCCUCCCUCCCCCCAUGUAAGAGACAAGAACUUGAAUUGACCUACUGAAUAUGAAAUAAAGCCUACAUUUUAUCAUGUGACCUAUCACUUGCAAAUCUUUAUUUUUUUUUUUUCUAGUUUAUUUGGUAACUCUGGAAAGUUUGAGCUUGGGAUAAAGGCUGUUCAACAGCUUGGGUGUCAGGUUUACGACACCCCAGACGUACUGGCGGGUCAUCUGCGUCAGACAGUUUGACCUUCAGGGCUGGUUCCCCCCACCAACACACACAUAGUUACACUGGAUUAGGUGAUGGGUUAUACGCCACAGUUCCACAGAUGAAAAUGCAGGAAGAGCUGGACUUCUUUUUAGCAAGUGUUUUCUCCUAAAAUUAACAUAGGAAGGAAAUUAAGGCAGUGGGAAAACAGGACUUCCUGCUGACAUUCUGCACCCGAGCAAGGCCGGGCUCAGCCUGAAACCAGAACUGGUACAGUGAAGUCCUCACUCGAGCGCACUCCACCUGGCCUCUCCUCUCUUGGUGAAUCCUUAACACCAACCCUCUCUCCAGGACUGAGGACAAGCCAGCUACUUUAGAGAAAGUUCAAACCCUCUUUGCCAGCGUCCCCACUCCCCCCAUUAAUUGAAGGUGCUCAAGUCCCGAGACAGGACUUUCCAGGUCUGUCCCCAGCCUUGUGCAAUUUCCGCUCUGCCCCGUACUGCCUCAUCUACCAAGGCUGAACUUGCCAACUUAAGUCAGGGAUUCCUGUGUUCCCUAAGUAGGGGCGCCCAGGUGCUGGGGCUGCCAUCUGAAAGUGAUUAGCUCCAUCUGUGACCCCUGGGGACAGGACGACAGGCCAACUUCUGCUCCACACCAAGAAUCUUCCAACACUUGGGGCGCCUGGGUGGCUCAGUUGGUGAAGCGUCUGCCUUCGGCUCAGGUCAUGAUCUCGGGGUCCUGGGCUCAAGCCCCGCAUCAGCCUCCCCGCUCAGUGCGGAGUCUGCUUCUCCCCCUCCUCUGACCCUCACCCCUUGCUCAUGCUCUCACUUGCUCGCUCUCAAAUGAAUAAAUAAAUCUUAAAAAAAAACCUCCCAACCCUUGCAGCCAUCCUUAGGAGGCCUGGACGCCCUUGAAGAGGCUCUCUGCAGGCCAGGUACAAGGCAGACGAGUCCUGUGGCAGCUGGGUGCCAGCUGGUCCUCCGGGCCUGCAAAAAAUGGGCCCUUGUGAGCACUUAGGUACCACCCCCUACAGGAGCCCCACCCACCUGCAGGCACGUAUGGGUGUCGGAAACACCAAGGUACGUCUAGUCUCCUACGGUGCUCUGUACUCCGGCCUGGCAUCUCAGCUGGGGUUGUCUCCCGAUUUGAACUCCAUGGCUGGGUGUCAGGAGCUCCAUGAAGCCCAGUGCAGCAGAGCAAAGAGCAAGAGCUCUCAGGAUCCUCAGAGUGCCUGCUUUAGACGUCACUCCAGCCUGCACUGCACCUCUUAGG
Zalophus californianus (California sea lion) is the source of this 4343-nucleotide messenger RNA. RefSeq names its product torsin family 1 member B (gene TOR1B). Gene Ontology annotation, molecular function: kinesin binding; ATP hydrolysis activity; ATP binding. The coding region runs from base 61 to 1071 and encodes 336 amino acids. The transcript is spliced from 5 exons. Gene Ontology annotation, cellular component: nuclear envelope; endoplasmic reticulum lumen; endoplasmic reticulum. Gene Ontology annotation, biological process: protein localization to nucleus; nuclear membrane organization. The record is from RefSeq and is a predicted model, not a curated record. Lineage: Eukaryota; Metazoa; Chordata; Mammalia; Carnivora; Otariidae.